AUGAAGUUUGAAAACUUCACUGUUUUUACUGAUUUUGUCUUGUUAGGGCUUUCUGCCAGACAGGAUGUGCAACAGGGCCUCUUUGCAUUGUUCUUCCUUGUUUAUAGCAUAACUGUAAUUGCUAACCUAGGAAUGAUCCUGCUGAUCAAGUUGGACAGCAGGCUUCACACACCUAUGUACUAUUUCCUAAGCAAUCUAUCCUUCUGUGACAUCUGCUACUCCACCACAGUCUCUCCAAAGAUGCUGGCUGAUUUCUUGUCUAAAGAGAAGAGGAUUCCUUAUAAUUUAUGUGCUCUUCAAAUGUAUUUUUUUGGGGCCUUUGCAGAUGCAGAAUGUCUCAUGCUAGCAGUCAUGGCCUAUGAUCGUUAUGUUGCCAUCUGCAAUCCCCUGCUCUAUACAAUUGCAAUGUCCAAGAUGGACACAGACAAAAUGGCCUCUGUUUUCUACACAGUUGUGAUUCCUAUGUUAAACCCACUGAUCUACAGUUUGAGAAAUAAGGAUGUGAAGGGAGCUCUGAAGAAGGCAAUCAAUAUUAACUUCUGGCCUGGGUGA
Mastomys coucha (southern multimammate mouse) is the source of this 552-nucleotide messenger RNA. Its product is annotated as olfactory receptor 1044-like. Gene Ontology annotation, molecular function: G protein-coupled receptor activity; odorant binding; olfactory receptor activity. Gene Ontology annotation, biological process: sensory perception of smell; G protein-coupled receptor signaling pathway. Lineage: Eukaryota; Metazoa; Chordata; Mammalia; Rodentia; Muridae. Bases 1 to 552 code for a protein of 183 amino acids. The record is from RefSeq and is a predicted model, not a curated record. Gene Ontology annotation, cellular component: membrane. The transcript is spliced from 2 exons.